GUGAGCUAGACGCCCGAGUGAAUCUACCUAAAUUAAAUAUGGCACGCAUGUUCCUUCUUAGCGUUGUGAAUACACAUUCAUCUCAUGUUGUCUAUUUCAAUUUGACACCGCUCCUUUGAGACUGUCGUCCGCACAACAUUCAACCCCUCAUCGGAGCAUAUCAUUCACAUGUUCUUGCAACUCCCCUCAUUUAAAAGCAUCAUUCACAGAUUCUUGCAACCUUCAUGUAAAAGUAUCAUUCAUUUCCAUGUUAAUACCCCUCCUUUGAGACCCUACUAGCCUCCUGCUCUCUUAUACAAAAGAGCUCCUCAACCCCCCUCUUCCCCUCUUACCCAUCUCCUUUACAACAACAUCCUUUACAAUUCUUUUCAAUCUUCCUUCAUCCAUACACUUAGUUUUUCUCUUAAGCCUCCCUCUGCAUUGAAAUACUUCCAAAUAGUAAUUAUUCUUUGAGGAGCACCAUCAUGAAGACUUCUCUUUUGGCAGCAGUGUUAGGCACUGCUGUUAAUUUUGUCUCUGGAUCUACCUUUAGUCCAGUUAGACCUCCGGCAAUACCUCUAGCUGGUAUGUAUUACUGUUUUCUUUAUCCUGGUAAUGUUCUAAAUUCAAAACAGUCAAAUCACCAUACAUGAAUACGUGGUUGGAGUCCGGAAGUGUUGGUGCCAGUGGAGGUAUUCUACCAGGUUAUUGGCCGUAGGUUGUUUCUUUCGAACAGUAUAGAAACCCAAACUAACAUCUAUGCAGUCGUUUCUGGGCGUAAGUUAAAAUUCUUGGCAAACCCAAAAGAAUUUAUUUUUUAAUGAAUAGAAUAGCGGACCUCAACCUGAUGGCUCGGUUGCUGGAAGUGCUGGCUCCGUAACAGCUUGGGCUGGCCUUAUCAAAGUGUAAGUGCUUCCAGACUUCUUGUGAUCUAUUCAUGAUAGAAUUUCGUCCUGUUGUUGAACAAAAAGGAUUUUAUUAAAACUUCCGUAGGGACGGCACAACUUACACUUGGAUGGGAGCUGCGGGCGUCAAUGGAGUUGUGCCACCAAGUGUUACUCAAGAUCAUAUGGAGUAUACUUCAUCCAGAUCCACAUUUUUAAUGACUGUGGCCGGAAAAGUUUCAAUGAAUGUGACUUUUCUAUCUCCACUCACACCAGAUGAUAUUCGACGACAAUCAGUUAUUGGUACAUAUCUUUAUGUUUCCGUAAAAGCAUUGGAUGGUGCUUCUCAUGCUGUUGAGUUGUAUUGUGACACAUCUGCUGGUAAGUUUAUUCUCAUCUGGGAUAAAGAAAAUUGCUCAUAGUAGGACAGAAUGGACAUCUAUCCACAAUACUGAUGCCGUGCAAUGGAAGUGAGUUUUUUACAUCUCCGAUUCACUUUUGGAGUUCUUCAUGUUGACUCCUAUACAGUUACACCGUCAACAACGGCAUCGGUACCCACAGAAGUUGGAGACAAAAUCAGAGUGAAUUCAACGCCGAUUAUGCAGAUGAUCAAGCUCAUUGGGGAUAUUGGCUUUGGUCCACCAAAGCUGUCAACGGAAUGUCAUUCCAAUCAGGACAGGAUGUCGUCGUUCGUGGGAAUUUCCUUAGUAAUGGUUCUCUUCCAAACACCCAAGAUACUGCCUACAGGACCAUUCAAGAUGCCUGGCCAGUAUUCGCAUUUGCCAAUAAUCUUGGAAACGUUGGAAGUACUCCAGUUGAAACCCUUUACACAAUUGUUCAUGCUCAGGAAAAUGCGAUCUUAUUCCUUGGAGACGGUGGAUUGAGACCUGUUCCAUCUUUAUGGACGAGCUAUUGGAACUCGGAUCUAUCUUUGGUAUUUAAAUAAUUCAUUUCCUCCUUAACCAUGCUGAUUUUUUUUAGGUCUCCGAUUUCUAUAAUGACUGGGUCAACAAAUGGGGUGUCUGGGAUCAUAAAUUCGCCGUUGAUUCUCUUGCUGCCGGUGGUCAAGACUACUUGACUAUUACAUCACUUUCGGCUCGUCAAGCUUUCGGAGCCGUUCAACUUUGCGGGACUCCAGAUAAACCAUACUACUUUCUUAAAGAAAUCAGCUCUGAUGGUAACACUCAAACCGUUGAUGUCAUCUUCCCGGCCAUGCCUAUCUUUUUAUACUCAAAUCCUGUUCUUCUCAAGUAUAUGCUCGAUCCUCUGUUUGAGAACCAAGAGGCCGGUCACUUUCCUCAACAAUAUUCUAUUCAUGAUUUAGGUGCUAAUUAUCCCCGUGCCGUUGGACAUCCAACUGGCGAUGGAGGUAUGUUUCUUUUAGGAUGCUUAUAUUAUACAUGCUAACCAUAGCCAGAACCCAUGCCUCUGGAAGAAUGUGGAAAUAUGAUUAUCAUGACUCUCGCCUACUCUCAACAUACUUCCGACACAGCAUACUUGACUCAACAUUACCCAUUGCUCAAGCAAUGGACUAGUUUCCUCGUCGCAGAAGCUCUUAUUCCAGCAAAUCAACUCUCCACCGAUGAUUUCCAAGGUACACUGGCAAAUCAAACUAAUCUUGCUCUCAAGGGCAUCAUUGCCAUUGAAGCCAUGUCACGGAUUGCAAAUCUCACUGGAAACUCCGCUGAUGCAUUAAACUAUACAAAUAUUGCACACGACUACCUCACGCAGUGGGAGACGCUCGCGAUUGUGCCAGCAACUGCAUCCGUUCCAGCACAUACCAAACUGGCGUAUCAAGAUUCAACUGGACAUGGUCUUCUGUACAAUCUUUACGCAGAUACGCUUUUGAAACUCGACUUUGUCCCGAAACGCAUCUAUGACAUGCAGAGCGAAUAUUAUCCAACCAUUGCCAAUGCGUAUGGUGUUCAACUCGACUCCAGAAAUGUUUGCACCAAAUGUAAGUUUCCAUUUAAGUAUCUUCUCAUUGAACACUGCAGCUAAUAACGAUAUUUUCGUACAGCCGACUGGGAAAUGUGGGCAGCAGCUAUUGCGUCUCCGUCUACAAAAUCCAUGUUUAUCUCCAAGCUUGCAACAUGGAUUGGCGUAACGCCAACUGACCGCGCCUUCACCGAUCUUUACAAUACUCAAACUGCAGAGUAAGUUCUCACCAAUAUUCACUACUUCCCUAAAGCACAACAUAUUGACACAAUCACAGCUGGUGGUCUGGCCCCUUCAUCGCUCGUCCAGUCGUUGGUGGUCAUUUCGCUCUUCUUGCUAUUGAUGGCUCGCCAGCUACCCUCCCAAAGAGAGAAAUUGAUUGCGAAGCCAAAUGUAGUCUUACCUGUGACGCAAAAUGUGACACGGAAGGUGGAAGCGUGGCAAUCAAAUUCAGGGCAUAGAUGACAGGGAACCCACUAUGAUGCAGAUGCAUGGGUUACGGCGGUAUAGUGCUUAAUUUUGGGGCUUGGUAACGUUAUUACUUUUAUUUUCUUUUGGUGUUUCGUUGGAUUUUUUGAUACCUACCGUACUCUACCUCUUUGUGAAAGAGUUUAAACUCCACUCAUCUUUGAUUCUGUUCAUUUCUGCCCCGUCAGCCUCGGCGAAAGGAAUGUAAUGCAGAGGUAGAAGGUUAAUUCAGAUGUAUAUAAUUUAUUAGUAAUUAAUGAAUGGCACACAAUUU
Messenger RNA from Sclerotinia trifoliorum, 3543 nucleotides. NCBI's taxonomy places the organism in Eukaryota, Fungi, Ascomycota, Leotiomycetes, Helotiales, Sclerotiniaceae. The record is from the annotation of a GenBank genome assembly.